Zingiber officinale is the source of this 964-nucleotide messenger RNA. Its product is annotated as probable U6 snRNA-associated Sm-like protein LSm4. NCBI's taxonomy places the organism in Eukaryota, Viridiplantae, Streptophyta, Magnoliopsida, Zingiberales, Zingiberaceae. Gene Ontology annotation, cellular component: spliceosomal tri-snRNP complex; U6 snRNP; P-body. The record is from RefSeq and is a predicted model, not a curated record. The transcript is spliced from 7 exons. Gene Ontology annotation, biological process: P-body assembly; nuclear-transcribed mRNA catabolic process; spliceosomal snRNP assembly. Gene Ontology annotation, molecular function: U6 snRNA binding. Bases 189 to 638 code for a protein of 149 amino acids.
CAAAGACUCGGUACUAGAAGCCCCAUCCUCCGCGUAAGCCAAGUACUGGGGAUCGAGUUAGGGUUUUGGGACUUGCAGCUGUCGCUCUUUCGCUCUGUUCCAGGCGAUCGCGGAUUCAAUUCCGUCUCUUAUAGUUCGUUCUAUUUUUUCCCGGUUGUUUCGCCGUUUGAUCUUCGCAUAAAGGAAAGAUGCUUCCGUUAUCGCUUCUGAAGACUGCUCAAGGUCAUCCCAUGUUGGUGGAGUUGAAGAACGGGGAGACAUACAAUGGGCACUUGGUGAACUGUGACACCUGGAUGAAUAUCCACCUCCGUGAGGUUAUUUGUACCUCAAAGGAUGGUGACCGGUUUUGGAGGAUGCCUGAGUGUUACAUUCGUGGGAAUACCAUCAAGUACCUUCGAGUUCCAGAUGAGGUGAUUGACAAAGUUCAGGAAGAGUCCACCAAAAGCCGCACAGACAGGAAGCCUCCUGGAGUUGGCCGUGGCAGGGGACGAGGAGGUAGGGAAGAUGGCAUUGGGCGGUCUGCCAAAGGCAUUGGACGGGGUCAAGAUGAUGGAAGCAACAAAGGUGGUGGUCGUGGUAGAGGGGGAGUUGGUGGUAAAGCUGCUGGUUCCAGAGGUGGAGGGCGUGGCCGAGGUUGACACGCUGAUAAGAGAGAGCUUUCUGUUCAGACCUACUAUAAUUGCGGCAAGACUACUUAAAUCGGCAGACUAUUUGGUGGAUGUUAACCGUCGGCUGUGUGAAUCGUCUACUUGCUGAAAAGCUUUUCAAACUUUUUUUCUUCUCUUUUUGGAUAUGAGAUCGAAUUUAAUAUUCCUGAUCGUGUGACUUUACUUUGAACCAUACCUAGUUCCCCUGUUUAUUUCACCAUAUGCAGCAAACUUGUACUAGCCUCCAAGCGGGGCAUAUGUUUUCUUCUUUUCCUUGGGUUCUGAAAGAUUAAAAAAAAAAAAAUACUUCGGUACAA